This is a messenger RNA of Chlamydomonas reinhardtii, 3600 nucleotides long. RefSeq lists its product as uncharacterized. Gene Ontology annotation, cellular component: cytosol; cytoplasm. The coding region runs from base 278 to 2599 and encodes 773 amino acids. Lineage: Eukaryota; Viridiplantae; Chlorophyta; Chlorophyceae; Chlamydomonadales; Chlamydomonadaceae. Gene Ontology annotation, molecular function: ATP binding; RNA binding; glutamate 5-kinase activity. The record is from RefSeq and is a predicted model, not a curated record. The transcript is spliced from 9 exons.
CUGUACAUGUCGCGCGCUCAGCUGCCGCCGAGUCGGGCGACGUGAGGAAAUCGAAGUUUGAGUUGAGGUGAAUGGUCUCACCGACCAUUGCGCAAUGUUGACCCAUGCAUUGGCGAGGCUGCGCAUUGCAUAAGGGCCUUCAGAGCGGUACAUACACGCGGAGAUAGGUGCUCUGCUUUAUUGACAAGGACAGUUGCAAACCGAACUGACCCCGCGAUUGAGAACGUUCCAGCUGAAGCCCCUAAACAGCUCAUUUUGUGAGCGCUAUACGUGCGAUAUGACCGCGCCAUCGCUAUCUCCGAGUUCGACCGUGGAUGGAACGUUGCCCGCGCCGCGGCCACGCGGAUAUGUUAAAGAGACCUUGGGCACCGAUGCCUCGAUCUUUGUCGUGAAAGUGGGGACGACAUCGCUAAUGCGACCCGAGCACCAAACCGUCAACCUGUCCUCCCUCGCCAAGCUGUGCGAGGCCGUCCGGGAUCUGCGCAGUCAAGGUCAUCACGUGAUCAUCGUGACCAGCGGCGCUGUGGGUGUGGGCGCGCAGCACCUGUCGCUGCCCGGCCCCGAGCCGCUCCGGAAGCGCGCGCUGGCCGCGGUGGGGCAGGUGCAGCUGAUCAAGUACUAUGAAGACUUCCUGGGCGCGCUGGGACUGAAAUGUGCGCAGCUGCUCCUGACCCUGGACAACCUGGCGAACCGCUCCCAGUACCUCAACGCGCGCACCACCUUCACGGAGCUGCUCGCGUACGGCGUGGUGCCCAUCGUGAACGAGAACGACACGGUGGCAGUUCAGGAGCUGCGCUUCGGCGACAACGACACGCUGUCUGCGCAGGUGGCGGCGCUGGUGCAGGCGGACUGGCUGUUCCUGCUCACAGACGUGGACUGCCUCUACACGGCCAACCCCAAGGACGAUCCCAACGCCACGCCCAUCUACGAGGUGGAGGACAUCUCGCGCCUUACCGCCGACACCAGCACGCGCGGCACGCAGUGGGGCACGGGCGGCAUGGCCACCAAGCUCACCGCCGGCCGCAUCGCCACGGCGGCGGGCUGCACCAUGGUCAUCUGCAACAGCACCGCGCCAGAGAACAUCGUACGCAUCGCGCAGGGCGAGCCCAAGCUGGGCACCAAGUUCUUCCCGCUGCCUCACAGCCUCAAGGGCCGCAAGCGCUGGAUCCUGUCCGUGCCGGUGCGCGGGCAGCUGUGGCUGGACGCGGGCGCGGUGCGGGCGGUGCGCGACAAGCACCGCCCCCUGGUGGCUGCGGGCAUCACGAGGGUGGAGGGCGAGUUCGGACUACAGGAGUGUGUGUCGCUGUUGGACCCGAACGGCUGCGAGUUCGCCCGCGGCCUGUGCGGCGUCGGCAGUCAGGAGCUGUGUGCGCUGCUGGCUGGCACCGGCGCCGGCGGCGGCAGCAGCGACGACGGCGGCGGCGCCACCAUCGGCUGCGGCAGCAGCAGCGGUGGCUACUACGCCAGUGGUGGCGGCAUCGGCGGUGGCAACAGCGGCAUGCUGCUUAUGCGCGGUUCAAGCAGCGGGCCUGACGGCGCCCGUGGGCUGCUGCCGCCGCUCCCGCCCGUUGGCACGGCCCUUGGCGGCGGCGGCGGCGGCGGCGCAGGAGUCGUGGUGGCGGGGCCGGACGCCUACCCUGGCGCCGCAGGUAGCGGCGGCGGUGACGGCUCGACAUCCGCCUCCGCCUUCGCGCCUGCUGCGGCCGCCUCCGCCGCCGUUGCCGCCGCGCUCUCCAGGCGCACCUCUAGCACUGGCUGCGGCGGCGGCGCCCGAGUGCAGGUGUCGGUGGCGGCGGCGGCCACGGCGCUACUGCCGGUGCGGUACGACAGCGCUGCGUCAUUUGCAGCAGCGGCUGGAGGCGGCGGCGGCGGCUGCGGUGGCGGCGUGGCAGGCGGCUGCGGCGGUGGUGGCGGCGGCACUGAGGAGGAUGUUGGCAUGUGCUGCGACCUCACACUGGAGGUGGUGGUACACAGGGGAAAUCUGGUGCUGCUGUCGGCGAGCGAGGAGCUGCCGCCGCCGCCGCCACUGCAGCAGCAGGCGACGGCGGACAUUGAUGACCUCCUGGCAGCGGCCUGUGCUGUCGACGGCGCUGGUGAGGGCGAUGAUGCAAGUGACCAUCCGCUGCCGGCACCGCCCGUGUCGCCGCUGGCUGCGGGCACGCCUGCUGCUGGAGCUGCAGCAUUGGAGGCGCGUGCCAGAGCUGCAUCCGCUGGAGGCGGCGAGACAGUGCUGCUGCCGCCACUGCCGCUACCGGUGCAGCCGCUGGCAGCGCGCCACCAAGCUGCCCUCGCUGCUGACAACCAGCAGCAGGGAAAGCUGGCGCCGUGCGGUGUCGUGGCGAUGCCGCUGCUGCCUGACGUCGAGGAGGGCGGCGGUGGGCUGCUGGAGCGGGCGGCCACCACCGAGGGCGGCGUGGCGGUGCCGGUAGCGGAGCUAGCGAAGAAGCUGGGGGAUGCCGUCUCAACGGCAGUAGCAGCGGGAGGAGCUGCAGGCGGUAGCCCGCCAGCGGCUGAGGAGAAGGAACUGGGCGUGGCCUUCCGAGCGUGUGUGCCGUCCCCGCUGCCGCCAGUGCCGCUGCAAACACUGCCGGCGGCGUGAGCGCUUGCGGCGGAAUGCGGCGGUGCCAGUGGCGGCCAGUAGCUAGGGCAGCCACCCCCGGAGGUUGCGCGUGCGUGCUUGUGCGGCUGAGCUGUCACCGGGGGCAGCCGGGGCAAAUGCAGCGGCGGGCAUCAGGCGGCCCGCCCGCUGCUGCCACCGCGUCACGGCAGAGGUCGGCACCUGCUGGAAGGGUGCCUGCCGGCCACGGCUGGUCACGCACUGCACGGCAGCUUGACCUCGUCUGUUUGAGAUUACAGCAGCAGCGGCGGCAGCGGCGGCCGGGCGGCGGCGGUGGUCACGCGCGGGAAGCGGGAGCAGCGCUUCAUUCCUUGAUUGGAAGUUUGGAACCGCAUAAAUCGCACGCUUUAAUUUCGCUGCCAGCAGGUAACAGCAGGCCCGUGCGUGCGUGCGUUUGGAGCGCCGCCAGCAACAGCCUAAUUAGUGGAGGGUACCGGGGUAGCACGGCAAUACGGCAGUGUUAGGUAUUGCUUAACCGUACGGUUUUGAGGGACACACGGAGGGCUGACUUCAGUAGCCUUUGAUUUAUGGAAAGCGUCUGAGCCCGGCCCUGUUGCCGUAAUUUAUGUGGGGGCUUGUGUUGCCUUUUGACGUUCCCUUGCUUACGCGUGACGGAAUUUUGGCGCUGGCUGGAUUCACCGUGGCAAAGAGGAAGCGCAUUCGUGAGAUUGUUAUUGCAGUACGUGCUGGACCAGGUUCGCUCUCACGUACAUAAACAUUACAUAUGGUAUGGCACAAGAUGAUUAUGCAGCCAGGGCGCUUUCCGCCUCCAUCCAUGAUCACAUAGUGCGCAUCAUGGUAGUUAAACAAUUAUUGGCAGGCCCGCAAUGGGUGCCGCCUCAAGAGCAGCAAUGCUGUCUGUAUGAAUUCAGAAUGCUACUGUCAACUGCCAUAUUAAAAUUACGGCCCCAUGCGCGUCAGGCGCAGCGGCAACUUAUUGACAGGCUGCCCGCUAUUGCGAAGCAGUGUAACACGACGUGUCG